Molecule: messenger RNA, 3428 nt
Organism: Pseudoliparis swirei
Lineage: Eukaryota; Metazoa; Chordata; Actinopteri; Perciformes; Liparidae
Gene: lrfn2b
Product: leucine rich repeat and fibronectin type III domain containing 2b
Exons: 6
Coding region: 742-3120 (792 amino acids)
Cellular component (GO): cell surface; postsynaptic density membrane
Molecular function (GO): protein binding
Source: RefSeq, a predicted model, not a curated record
UGAAAAUUAUUAUUCCGCUCCGCGAGGAUAUCAUCUCGUCCCUCCUGCUCCUCUUCCUCCUCUUCCUCUUCCAGUGGACAUUUCUUCAUAAAAAGUUCGCCCGCGCUGCUGUUGCGUUGACUCAAAGUUCGUAGAAUAAAACAACGGCGACGCGCGUCCGGAGCCGAUGGACGCGGCGGCCGCGCGGUCAGUGCGCGGCGAACCGUGAGCGGCACCGCCGGGCGCGCCUCGCUCCAGAUCCGGCUCCUUCUUUUGAUUACGGCGCACCGGGAAGGAGGGCUGUUGGAGGAGGAGGAGGUGGUGGAGGAGGAGUAACCGGACAACACCGGGACUGGGACCGGGAAUGGAAAUUACAAAACGGCUCUGGAAUUAAUGUCGGAAUGAAACCGGCGACGCGCUGACGGUCGAGCGGCAGGAAGAGAGAGAAAGAAAAAGAAAGAAAGAGAGAAAGAAGGAGACAUGGCCUUGGAUCCCGUUGUGCAGCCGAGUCCCUGCAGCCUCUUCUCUCCGAACAUCAGGAGGUUGUGACGAUGGCGAUGCGUUCGGAGCCCCGGGCCCUGCAGAGGUUUGAAGAUGGAGUCCUGACCUCAGGUGGCUCUUCCACAUCAUAAUCCGCACCCCCGUUCACCGUGGUUCCGCUUCCGUCGGCGUGGAGGCUGUGAACGGCGGUGCCGAAGCCCGCAAGGGAAGAACCUAUGGCAGAGAGGCAGCACGGCGCUGGUUCCCGUGCAUGACUCCACCAUGGAGCACAUCAUCUACUGCCUGCUGGUCCUGGGCACCACGGUGAUGACCGCCUCCGCAUGUCCCAAGUACUGCGUCUGCCAGAAUCUGUCCGAAUCCCUCGGCACCCUGUGUCCCGCCAAAGGCCUCCUCUUCGUGCCCGUGGACAUCGACCGCAGCACGGUGGAGCUCCGGCUGGGCGGCAACUACAUCCUCCGCAUCACGCAGCAGGACUUCGCCAACAUGACGGACCUGGUGGACUUGACCCUGUCCAGGAACACCAUCAGCUACAUCCAGCCCUUCUCAUUCGGCGACCUGGAAACGCUGCGCUCGCUCCACCUGGACAACAACCGGCUGAUGGAGCUCGGCCCCGACGACCUGCGAGGCCUGGUCAACCUGCAGCACCUCAUCGUCAACAACAACCAGCUCGGACGCAUCCACGACAAGGCCUUCGAGGACUUGGCGCCCUCCUUGGAGGACGUAGAUCUCUCCUACAACAACCUGAUAUCCCUGCCCUGGCACUCCGUCCGCCAGAUGGUGAAUCUGCACCAGCUCAGUCUGGACCACAACCUGUUGGACUUCAUUCCGGAGGGCACCUUCGUUGACCUGGAUAGGCUGGCGAGAUUGGACCUGACCUCCAACCGCUUGCAGAAGCUACCCCCGGAUCCCAUCUUCGCCCGCGCCCAGGACUCGAUGAUGCUGACCACGCCCGACGCGCCCCAGCUGUCCCUGAGCCUCGGCGGGAACCCGUUGCACUGCAAUUGCGAGAUGCUGUGGCUGAGGAGGCUCGAGCGGGACGACGACCUGGAGACCUGCGCCUCUCCGUCCGCCCUGAAGGGUCGAUACUUCUGGAGCGUGGACGAGGACGAGUUCUUGUGUCAGCCGCCUCUGAUCACCCAGCACACCCACAGGAUGCUGGUCCUGGAGGGCCAGACGGCGGGCCUCAGGUGCGAAGCGACCGGAGACCCUCUGCCCACCAUCCACUGGAUCUCCCCCGAGGAUCAGCUGCUGGGCAACACCUCCCGGACCACGGUGUACCGCAACGGAACGCUGAGCAUCACCAUCACCACGUCCAAGGACUACGGCACCUUCACCUGCAUCGCCGCCAACGUGGCCGGGGAGUCCACCGCUUCCGUGGAGGUGUCCAUCGUCCAGCUGCCGCACCUCAGCAACGGCACCGGGCAGCAGCAGCCGGCGGCGCCUCCGAAGUCCCGCCUCUCCGACAUCACGGGGACCACCAGGACUGGCAAAGGCCAAUCCAAGAGCCAACCGGAGAGGGUCGUGACCGCCUCCGAGGUGACGGCCGUUUCGGCCCUGGUCAAGUGGACGGUGAGCAAGUCCUCGCCCAAGGUGAAGAUGUACCAGCUCCAGUACAACUGCUCCGAUGACGAGGUUCUGAUCUACAGGAUGAUCCCGGCCUCCAGUAAAGCCUUCCUGGUGACCAACCUGGUGCCGGGCACCCGCUACGACCUGUGCGUGCUCGCCGCCUGGGACGACACGGCCACCACGCUCACCGCCACCAACGUGGUGGGCUGCACCCACUUCUUCACCCAGGACGACUACCCACAGUGCCGCUCUCUGCCCAGCCAGCUGCUGGGGGGCACCAUGAUCCUGGUGGUGGGGGGCAUCAUCGUGGCCACGCUGCUCGUCUUCAUCGUCAUCCUCAUGCUGCGCUACAAGACCGCCGACGGCGAGCCCCCGGCCCCGGCGGCGGGCAAGCCGACCACCGUCAGCGACACUCACUCGCAGACCAACGGCGGGCGAGUCGGGCAGAACGGAGUCCUCGCGCCCCCCGCGUCUCAGCCGGGGUCGAAGGUCAAGGCCAAAGUGGCCCUGAAAGACGAGGUGGUGGAGUUCGGGUGCGGCUCCCUCCAGAGCAGCCUCGCCUCCUCGUCGUCGGGCUCCACGGCGGCGGGGGGGGAGCCGGGCGGCGGCGGCCCGUACAGCCCCAACAGCACGCUCGCAAACAUUUGGAGGUCGGCUCCUUCUAAGCACCGGUCCAACCUGGACCACCUGCUGGGGGCCUUCACCUCGCUGGAGCUGCGGGGGGGCGACCCGGCGGCGGCGGCGGCUACGGCGGCGGCGGGAGGGAAGCCCCGCACGGACCGGGAGCCGCUGCUCGGCCGGACGCUGGACUCCAGCCUCAGCCGGCUCCUGAUGCUCCCGCUGGACUCCAAGCCGAGGCGGAGCCAGUCCUUCGACAUGGGGGACGCCACGGGCGCCGGCGCCGCCCAGCCGGGCGGCAGGUCGCGACGGAUCAGCAGCAUCUGGACUCGGAGGAGCCUGUCCGUGAGCGGCAUGCUGCUGCAGUGCGAGGAGGAGGAGGUGGGGGAGGGGGGCACGGGGGGGAGCAAGGCCACGAUAGACAGCGCCGACUGGGUGAUGGAGAGCACCGUCUAGGGGAGGCGGAGUCAAACGCGAACCAGGCGGACGCGCCGAGACGGACGCGCUGGUCGUCCUGCAUGAAGCACACGCUCAUUCUCAUUAUCAUGGCCGGAAACAUUCUGGAAUGAGACCGUGUGACCGUGGACGAUGCUGUUAAACUGCAUACAUUUUAAAGUAUGUAAUGAAAUUAAAGUUUUUAUAUUUUUUAUUUUGCUGGUCAAACGAAUCAAACAAAUGAUCCCUUACUGGUCUCUGCCUUGACACAAAGACUAGUGGUUACACUAUAAAAUAUUUAAAUUCAUCCUCAUGUCAGUUAUCUACUA